This is a messenger RNA of Zeugodacus cucurbitae (melon fly), 6810 nucleotides long. RefSeq names its product coronin-7 (gene pod1). The coding region runs from base 436 to 4398 and encodes 1320 amino acids. The transcript has 15 exons. The record is from RefSeq and is a predicted model, not a curated record. Gene Ontology annotation, molecular function: protein binding. Lineage: Eukaryota; Metazoa; Arthropoda; Insecta; Diptera; Tephritidae.
GAAAUCGACGAAACUGCUGAGAAACGAUUGAAACGAUUCGAUUAGUCGCUCGAAGAAAGUCGGAAGAAUAAAAAGUGUUUUUAAAUAUAGCUGCAGCAAAAUUUAAAAUAUUUCGGUGCAUUUCCUCUCAGAUUGCACUUUUUCAAUCGACCUAAACAAAGCAUUUGUCGAGGAACCGCAAAAGCAGGCAAAAAACGCCAAAAACAUUUCAAGUGCAUCGCGAUAAGUGACGUUCAUAUUCGUAUGAAAGUGCAGAAACAAUUGCAUUAAAGUGUUUUUAUUGUGUGCAGCAGAGACAAAAAUACAUCAAACAACACUAAGCUGGGAGUUUUAGCUUAAAACAAAAGCGGUGAAUAUCCUUGUAAUUUUCUUUGUGUAGUAUAAUACAAACAAGUCGUAGAAGUCAUCCAUUGACUGACUAAGCUACCAAGCAAGAUGGCGUGGCGCUUUAAAGCUUCGAAAUACAAGAAUGCCGCACCGAUCGUACCCAAACCGGAGGCAUGCAUACGUGACAUUUGUGUGGGCUCCUACCAGACCUUCGGCAAUAAUAUUGCCGCUUCAGCUGCUUUUAUGGCCUUCAAUUGGGAACAUACGGGUUCGAGUGUUGCCGUCUUGCCAUUAGACGAUUGUGGACGCAAGAGCAAAACAAUGCCAUUGUUGCAUGGACACACGGAUACUGUGACUGAUUUGGAAUUCUCACCCUUUCACGAUGGCCUCUUGGCUACGGCGUCACAAGAUUGUCUCGUCAAAAUCUGGCAUAUACCGGAAAAGGGACUGGAGGCAUCACUCUCCGAUCCUGAAUGUGUUUUUUCACAUAAGCAACGUCGUGUGGAGACCGUUGGUUUUCAUCCCACUGCUGAUGGUUUGCUACACUCGACCGCUGCUGGUUGUGUGACACUCUUUGAUAUAACAACACAAAAGGAACUCUUCUCUAAUAAUGAACACCCAGAAGUCAUACAGUCGGUAAGUUGGAAACAGGAUGGCACCACACUGGCUACUAGCUGCAAGGAUAAGAACGUGCGCAUAUUAGAUCCACGCAUCGCUGACUCGCCCAUACAAAUGGUCGCAGAGUCGCAUCCAAGUAUUAAGGACUCACGUGUUGUGUGGUUGGGCAACCAGACGCGUAUACUCAGCACUGGCUUUGAUUCGGCGCGUUUACGUCAGGUUAUCAUACGUGAUUUGCGUAACUUCUCCGUGCCCGAAAAGACACUGGAGCUCGAUUGCUCUACAGGCAUACUAAUGCCACUGUUCGAUCCCGAUACAAAUAUGUUAUUCCUUGCUGGAAAGGGUGACACAACCAUCAAUUAUUUGGAAGUGAGCGACAAGGAUCCCUAUUUGACUGAAGGUUUACGCCACACCGGUGAACAGACUAAAGGUGCUUGCUUGGUGCCAAAGCGUGCGCUUAAAGUAAUGGAGGGCGAAGUGAAUCGUGUGCUGCAAUUGACUUCCAAUAUGGUUAUACCCAUUAUGUAUCAGGUGCCACGAAAGACUUAUCGGGAUUUCCACAGCGAUCUCUACCCGGAAACCACGGGCUAUAAGACCGAGCUGACGGCUAGCGAAUGGUUUAGUGGCGCCAAUAUGCCUGUGCCAAAGAUGAGUUUGGAUCCGGCAAAGCGUGAAUUGGGCGACGCACCAAUAAUUGUACAUCGUGGUAAUUUGAAUGAUUUAAUUAAAAAUAUUGAAAACAAAAAAGUCUCCAACAAAACACCAACCCUCAAAUCGCCCAAUAAUGCGAUGGUCUCCGGUAAUGUGUUGCAACAACAACGCAACGGUAAUGGCAACAAACAUUUCUCAAUGAAAACCAGCAUAGAAAAUGAAAAGGAUGACAGCGAAAAAUCGCGCUUGCACGACAACAACAGCACUAGCGAAUUGGAGAAAGCCGAGGAGCAAGUUUGUACCGUGGGUUUUACUAAAUCCGAAUUGUUACGUAAAUUCGAUAACAAAUAUAAAACUGAUUCGGAGAAGGAUGGCAAGGAUACGGAAUUGAUGCGUCGCUUUAGUCGCGAAUCACCGGCAGAUGAGUCAACAGGCAGCAGUGAGGAUGCGUCCAGUGCAAAUGCGGCCGAGUUGUCAUCACCACAACAACAGCAACAGCGUGAACGCGAGGGCAGUAGCGGCAGCGUUGGUAGUGGUGUCACCUCACCACCGCGUCCGAUGCCGCGCACUUCGCGUAAUAAUUCUCUAGGCGAUGCAGCCACAACUGCUGCGCUUGCAAGUGGUGGUGAUGAGGUUAUGCCGCGUCCACGUCCACGCACCACUGCUGCAGCCGCUUACAAGCCACGCCUCGGACCCAAACCAUUUUCAAGUAAUUCGGGUGAUGUCUCGUUCGAUAAAGUCUUCGCUGUGCCAGUGGCGCCUGGCUCACAGGAGAAUAUACAUCAUGCUUCGACAGCGGGUUCGGCUGAUAAUGGUGGCGAUAGUUUUGUAGCACCAGCACCACCUCCUCCCGUGGCUGCCGCAACACAAAACAAGCCCGAUCUGAUUGUCGAAAUCGAAAUUAAAAAGCCCAAUGCUGAUAACGAAGGCGACAGCAACGUACAGAAAACUCUGUCGACCUCCGAGCGUCGCAAGUCCUCGGCUGAUGCUGAUGAAUCGCCCGACAAGAUUUUCGAACAAACACAUUCGGAGUCUUCGGAGAACUCUACCGAAGGGGAUGACAAGCCAGAUGCGGAAUUGCGUCGUUUCUCGGCGGCACGUAGCAGUAUUGCUGAAAGGCGGCGCUUGUAUGAGAGCCGUUCGAAGAGUACGGUGGAGGAGAAAUCGCAAUCGCCAGUGCCACUACGUCGCGAACUCUCCAAGGGCGAACCAUUUAAACCACAACAACAAGCCAAUUUGACCACACCAACCGCCGAUGUGAAACGUAUUUCUGCACCGGAGGGUAAACUCUUGGAAGAACGUCGUCGCAAUGUCUCAACCAGUGUGGAUGGUGGUGGCGCUGCCAUUAAGAAGUCAGCCACAGAAGCAGCUAUAACCAACACACACAAACGCACUUCGACUGUUUUCGGCAAAGUUUCGAAAUUCCGUCAUCUAAAAGGUACUACCGGUCACAAAUCCACACACAUUGAGAAUCUACGCAAUCUAAGUCGUCAGAUACCGGGUGAAUGUAAUGGUUUUCAUGCUAAUCAUGAACGUGUUGCUGUGCCCCUAUCGGGUCCCGGUGGCAAAAUCGCCAUAUUCGAGUUAAGUCGUCCGGGUCGUCUACCCGACGGUGUUAUACCAUCAUUGGUGAAUGGUAGCAACAUAAUGGAUUUCCAAUGGGAUCCUUUCGAUUCGUCACGUUUGGCUGUGGCCUGCGACGAUGGCAUCGUUAAGUUGUGGCGCAUACCAGAGGGUGGACUCAGUGAGCCCACGAACACGCCGGAACGUGAACUUAUUGCACAUUUGGAUAAGAUUUACUUUAUACGCUUUCAUCCGUUGGCCGAAGAUGUGCUCUUAACGGCCAGUUACGAUAUGACCGUUAAGCUGUGGGAUUUACGUACUUUGGAGGAGAAAAUUCUAUUAACCGGUCACACCGAUCAGAUAUUCGAUUUGGCCUGGAGCCCUUGCGGCAAAAUGGCCGCAACCGUGUGCAAGGAUGGCAAGUUGCGUGUGUACAAUCCACGCAAGUCAGAGACACCCAUACGCGAGGGCAAUGGUCCGGUGGGUACGCGUGGCGCGCGUAUCACAUGGGCGCUGGAGGGUCAAUACAUCGUCUGCACUGGCUUUGAUAAAGUUUCGGAGCGUCAGAUUAGCGUUUACAAUGCACAAAAACUAAAUGCACCACUGAAUACGGCCAGUUUGGACGUCUCGCCAUCCAUACUGAUACCCUAUUAUGAUGAGGACAGUUCCACGUUGUUUGUGACGGGCAAAGGUGACUCGACCAUUUACUGUUAUGAGAUUACGGAUGAGGAGCCAUACAUUUGUCCCUUGUCGCAUCAUCGUUGCACAUCACUGCAUCAGGGUUUGAGUUUUCUCACCAAAAAUCAUUGUGACGUCGCGAGUGUUGAAUUCUCGAAAGCGUACAGAUUAACUAACACCACCAUUGAACCGUUGAGUUUCACUGUGCCACGUAUUAAGAGCGAACUAUUCCAAGAUGAUCUUUUUCCGCCAACACGCGUCACAUGGAAGCCCACUAUGUCUGCGGAUGAAUGGUUUGCAUGCAACGAUAGGAAAGCGACUAAGUUGAGUUUGCAGCCUGAAGGCAUGGAAGCAUUAUCCUCCAUACAACAAGUGGCACCCGCUAAGAAGAUUGAACAUGCAGGCAAUGGCAGUAGUGGCGGUGCACUUACUCGGGCGGAAUUCGAGAAGAACAAACAACAAGAGAUUCAAAAGUCAGUGAGUGCCCGCUUGGAAUACAAUACCAAACUAGAACAGGAUGACAUGGAGGGUGUGGAUGAAAAUGAGUGGCAAGAGGAUUAGAGAUUUUUGUCAAAAACAAAAACAAAAGCAAAAACAGUCAGUGCGCAACUAAGCGCUGGCAUUUAGCAGUAUAUUACAUUAAGUUAAUGUUUAUGAGCGUAAAUGAGUAUGGAAGCGGACAUACCCAUUAGACAACUUUGAUAUGUAUGCAAAAACAUACAUACAUACAAAUAUAUAUAUUUUUUAAAUAUAUUUAGCAAUUAUAUUCGUUUUCACACAGUACAUUCUCAUACGGUACAUUCGUAGCAUUUUGUAUUUACAAGCAACAGUAUAACAGUAAAAAUAAUAUAAUAAAAUAUUUGCGAUAAAUUUCAAAAAAAAAAAAAAUAAAAAAUAAACACUUCCAGGGACCAAAUUUACAUUACAAUAACAAAAAAAGAACAAAGGUAUAUAACGCAAAAGACUGCAUAUAAACGUAUUUUAGUUAGUUGGAAAAAAUAUUUAUGUGAACCGUGAACUUCCUGUUUUAUUAUAUAAAUUUAAUCUAAAUUUAUAAUUAACGAAACUUAAGCAUAUUUUAAUUAAUACUCAAGAUUUGCCAAAAAGAAAAGAAAUUUUAAUACGAACUCGAUAAUUCUUAUAACAAUUCACAUUCCAAAAGUGAAAUUAAAUAAUUACAUUAAAUAUGUUUUUUUAUGAUUUAUAAACGCGCUGUUUACUUGAACAACAAAAAAGCGAAAUUUGAGGUUAUAAAUGUGAAUUUUUAUUUAUAUUUACAACUUAAAGCAAAAUUUGAGAUAAUUUUCGCAUUUUGUUGUUAGUCUUAUUAAAGGAAAGCGUCUAAUUGAAAACUGUUGCCAUAUGACAUGCAAAUUCCUUUUGUUUAUUUACAAAUAUUUAACGACAUUAUAAUUAAAUUUAUAUUUAUAUACAAGUAUAUACAUGUAUGUGUAGUUGAUAUACAAUAUACUGUGAAAUAUGCAGACACACAUACAGUAAUUAAGACAAAAAAAAUUUAUGUAAUCUAUUUUAUAACUGAUAACUAAUGGAUACACUAAAAUCAUUAUGAUUAUUAAUGACAAAGCUGAUGUGACAACAUUUUUUCUCUUUAACAUACACACACUUAUGUAUUUAUGUUUAUUAUCUUUUAUAAUUAUCUGUAAAUUAUUAACUUAUAAUAACAUAAACUACAACAAAAAAAAAAAACAUAACAAAUUAUGUUACAAAGAAAACUUUUGCUCUCUAGUCUUCGGAUAAAGAAUUUAUAUAUAUUUUUUUCACGGAAAUUUUAGAACUGUUUGCUGCACUACUCGUACGUACUACAACCUACAAACAAUCAAGCGAUAAAUGAACCGUUCAAUAUUUAACUCUCAACAGCAACAACUGGUUGGCAAUAUUUUAUAGGGUGUUGCGGGUGUAUGAUGGAAGAAUUAUAGUAGAAAUAAAAGCGAAUGAAAUCACAUUUGGAAAAUGAAUCAUUGAAAUGAUCGAUUUGAAUUCGAAUUAACGAUUAUAUGGAUUAUAUUUUUCUAUUUUUCAUAUUGACGCAAGUGUCACGACAGCGCUAAACCUCCUAAUCUGGUAUUUCUAACAUGAAAAAUUGAAAGAAUAAAUCUUUGAGAUUUUUUGAGGUUAUGUACCCUACUAAGAAACUCCAUUUGUCGAAAAGUAAAAAGUGUGGUUAGGUUGUUUUUAUUUUAAUGCAAUAAUUUAUUAAAUAUUUUAAACAUUCUAUGUGGACUGCUGAAUACUGAAUAUUUUAAUUUAUUAUUAAAAUAAAAUUAUUACCAAUAACAGUUUCCAAAUUCCUUAUUCGUACUUCAGCGGUAAUCUCCUCCUCCUCCAUAUAACCUCUAAAUUUAGCGCACAACACCCUAUGCCAUCUUGCUAAACACCACAUGUUAUUGUUGUUGCUGUGUGAGCAAUACUAAAAUAUAUAAGAAACAAAAAACAAAUCGCUGCAUAACGAAAAGACUUCAAUAAAAUAUUGCCAUAAUGUUUACAUCAAUUUUUAUACCAGAAAAAAAAAACCCUUAAAAAUUAAAAUUGAAAAAAAAACGUAUUUUGAAAAACUAACAAGUAUUUACACUUAUUGAGAAUUCAGAAAAUCAAGUUUACGGUAACAAGUGCAUAAUAUAAUUACAACAAUUACAAUAACAAUGUCACACACAUACAUACAUAUAUACAUAUGAAAGCAACAACUCAGGCCCACAAUUGGUGCUGGUCGUCGUUCUUACACAAUUUAUCGUAAAUAUAAGUAAACUACAAUACGUUUACUAAACUUUUAAACGACAACAAACGCAUACAUACAUACUUACAUAUAUAACAUACCAGCAAUGUUGGAUAACAGCAACAAUUUAAUACAUACAUACACCAGUAAUGAUAUGAUGAUCCGCGCUUAAGCUAACGACAAUUUAUUAAAACACCAGUAGUUUUAGUAUACAACAACAACAAAUACAUCAAAUUUACAAC